Messenger RNA from Naegleria gruberi, 1934 nucleotides. RefSeq lists its product as uncharacterized. The transcript has a single exon. Gene Ontology annotation, cellular component: membrane. NCBI's taxonomy places the organism in Eukaryota, Heterolobosea, Eutetramitea, Acrasida, Naegleriidae. The record is from RefSeq and is a predicted model, not a curated record. Bases 185 to 1909 code for a protein of 574 amino acids.
CAAAUGUAAGCCAGGUAUUUCUGUCACCAUUGCUUCAAUUUGUGGCAUCAAACUCAUUAGAUGUGCAUUUGCUGAACCAAGUAGAUUGACUACAGCUCUCUUCUUCAGUGUACUUAUUUCACAUGUUGAUGCUGCAAAUAUUUCAGAGGGUUUAUUGGUUGACUUUUUCGUUUUUACCUAUGUGAUGCAAAAGUUCAAGGAAAUUUUCCUCAAACUAGGUUUUAUCAUUGUUUACAGUACUCCUCUUUCUUGGGCAUCAGGAUUCCACAUUGUAAUGCAACCUCUAGGUAUUCCAUUCUCACAAUUCUUCUUUGUCCAAUUAAUUUAUUCAGUUCUUUCCAAUUCACCAAUGUAUCCUUUAAUUGGUGGUGCAUUGUGGUUCCUGGGCUAUAGUAGAGGAGCCAAAUUCUGGGAGAAGGACUAUAGAUCCAAGAGAAGAGAUGUUUCUAAUCAAACUCUUGGUCAAACACUUGGUGGAGGUGCCAUGGAUCAACAUACUACCAACAAUUUGAAUUCCAUCUUUUAUGAACAUUUGGUCAAUGCUCUCAGAACUAGAAUGUCUGAAAUUAUGAGAAAGGGACAAUUAGGACCAUUUGAACAAGGUGAUAUUUUCAUGUUUAUUAAUGAUAACUUGACAGCCAUUGUUCACAUUAUUGAAGUUGGUAAUGGUGUAGUGUCCUAUCAAAUUAGAGGUCUCGAAUUUAAGGGAACAAUUUGUCAGGAAGAAGAACAACGUGCCAUUCUCUCUCGUAUCAAUAGAGAUCAAGAGGGAAUGCCUGGAUUUUCUGCAUGUGAGGAGCCUUGCUUCCCAGGAGCUCCAAAGGUUUCCCUUCUCUCUGCCAAGGAUAUGAUCACAUUGAGAAUGCACACUUGGCAAGUUAUUCAAACUGGAGUCAAAUUGAGGACCUAUAACAUGUUGGAAAAUAAGGUUGAAAAUUUAAUGUCUUCCAAUGAUGAAAGAAAGGAAGUGAUUGUUCUCUAUGUGAGAGCAGUUCUAUUCUAUGUUAUUCAUGCUCAACAAUUGGAUUCUUGGAUUGGUGAUGCUUCCCCAUUCCUUGAAGCUUUCACUAGAAUUACUGAUAGAAAGGCAGAUUUUGAUCCAAUGUUUUCUGAAAAGUUUGAUCCAGAUUAUGACACAGAAAUUGGUUUGGGAGGUGUUUCGUUUAAAAAGUUUGUCCAAAUCUAUACACCUUUCAUUGAUUACUUUAUUGAUGAGAGAAUGAAGGAGAAGAAUAGUAAUUAUGAUGAAAAUAAGAAGCUCAAUAUUCAAAAAUUGGCCUAUCUUGCCAGUUUGACAGCCAGAAGAGCUCUUGCCUCAUUCGAUGGAAGCAACUCUGCCAAUUCAUUGAGAACUUUCAUUCAAAAAGUUCACCAAUUGUUUGUUGGUGAUUACAGAAUUACAAGUACCAAUGAUGAAUGGGUCUUUGGAGAUUUGUCCAUUCUUGAUCAUUGUAUCAAGCCAGCUAUUGGUAUGUCUCUAUCAUUGUAUCAAUCCAAGUUCGCAGCUGAAGAUGUAGAUCUGCCAGAUGUUGUCUCUACCCUUAUCAAGUAUGAUAUGGUCAUUACACACGAAUCAGAUCCAAAAUGGAGAGAAAGUAUUAUGGCUGAGGAAGCUGCAGAAUUAUUCUCUCUUCGUAAGAAGGUUCAGGAUAAGGGUGGUGUUGAUUAUUAUAUUCUCAUGUUGUCUAUGAGAGAUAUCGAGUUUAAUAUUGUCAAGAUGAAUAGAGAGGGUGUCAGAGCCCUGUGGUCCUCUCAACAACACGAACUUUUAUAUUUGGGUGUUGAGGAAGCUGAAAGAGGAUCCAUUCAGAACAUGACCUAUACAUUGAGAAAUAUUUGCAAUUCAUGUAUGGACGUGCCAAUUGGUUAUCCUGUCAUGGUAAGCUCUGUAACUACUGCCUAUUGGUAAAAAAAUAAAUCAUUCGUAUUCGAAU